GCAGCCCUGGCACAUGUGAAAAGGCUGCGCUGCAUAAAAAUAAAUUUGUUAAUGGAUUUAUUCCGGCCCCAGAAUCGUGCCACUACCACAUCAGCUAGCUAGGCGACAGGACUUGACCAGGACAAACUCCGGAAAACUCAAACGCCAAAACAAGAGGGCCUCACAACAGGGAAUAAUGCCAAGCAAACUCAGUAGCACAACAACAACUGCUGACAUGUGCAACGUAGCAUGGAAAAGGGGGAUUUUCAGGGACUACUUGCGGGCAAGUGGUCCCAGGACAUGGAUGACCUUACUGCUAGUAAUGAUCCUCUUCGUCAGCUCCUUGGCAGCUGAACCUCUGAAAGUUAUAUACGCCGUUAACGCUGGCGGGGACGAGCACACUGACCUAAAUGGCAUUCAAUACGAUGCAGAUCCUCUUAAAGGCAUUGGAAUCGCCUCGGACUACGGCAAACACCUCCUGAUGAUCGGUCGGGUACAGGAACAGGACGAGGUGCUCUACAGAACCGAAAGGUAUCACACCACCACUUUUGGCUACGAUUUACCCAGCGAUGGUGACGGAGAUUACGCUUUGAUAAUGAAGUUCUGCGAAGUCUACUUCGAUGCGCCGCAAAAGAAGGUUUUCGAUGUGCUUCUCAACCGAAAGCACACGGUAGUCCGUCAGCUGGACAUCUACAAUGAGGUUGGCAGAGGCUCGGCUCACGACGAGAUUGUGUACUUCAAGAUCAACAAUGGUCGAUUAAACUACGAGGGCGAGGUGUCCGAUGUGCGGAAUGGUCGGCUGCGAUUGGACUUCAUCAAGGGAGCACUGGAUAAUCCGAAGAUCAAUGCCUUUGCUCUGCUGAAAGGAGACGUUUCCCAGUUGCCCCGACUUCAUGGCACGGAGGCGAGUCAAAGAAUCAAGCCGGAGGGAAAGCAGACACCGGAACAGAAACAAGGAAGUCAGGCGGAGAAGGUGGUGCGCAGCCAGCGGGAGGACAUAGAUGAGGAUGACGAGGAUCUUGACGAUGAGGAGUUCGAGGAGGAGCUGCCCGAGCAGCAGCAAAACGAUCAGCUGAGCAAUGAGCAGCAAGCCCAGCAAUCGCCGGACUCGAAAAAAUCGUACAGUGGGCCACGUCAGCCGAAUCCGUAUUCAAUGGACGACUCUUCGAUCCUGCUGCCGGUUUUCAUCGCCAUCGGAGCCUUUAUACCGCUGCUGUUCUGCCUCUGCAAGCUGUGAUCCCGAUCCGUUGCCCACCACACAACGAUCUCGGCCUGCGUUGAUUUCCUGCUUUGUGAUUUUGUGAUUUUGAUAAAAGACUUAAUUGUAUACUUAUCUUUUAGUUCGUACGUUAGGCAUACCUUAGAGAUCAAUUACCUCGAUCCCAGAACGCGCAGCUCUCUAUCGCCCUGUACUUUCCAUAUUUGAUAAGCCUUCCGUUUUUUGUGUUCCUUUCUUUUGACCACUGCCGUCAUAGGCUCGGUACUUAAUCGUUGAGUCACUUGAUUUUUAAAUUCCCGGAAUGGUUAAUCGCUCGACUCGGGAGAUUUGCGCACAAAUUUUAAGCGGUUUUCUGAACAGUUUUCGCUUGAAAACUGUUAGUUUUGAAUGAACUUGAAUAAAAUAAACCUUGUUUGUUAUUAAA
Drosophila ficusphila is the source of this 1622-nucleotide messenger RNA. Its product is annotated as malectin. The coding region runs from base 176 to 1216 and encodes 346 amino acids. Gene Ontology annotation, molecular function: carbohydrate binding. Gene Ontology annotation, cellular component: membrane. NCBI's taxonomy places the organism in Eukaryota, Metazoa, Arthropoda, Insecta, Diptera, Drosophilidae. The record is from RefSeq and is a predicted model, not a curated record. The transcript has a single exon.